Messenger RNA from Effrenium voratum, 942 nucleotides. Lineage: Eukaryota; Dinophyceae; Suessiales; Symbiodiniaceae. The record is from the annotation of a GenBank genome assembly.
UAUAGCUGGGACCUCUCGAGCCGCUGCCAUGGUGUCCCUCAACGACCUGGACCAACAGAUUGGCGCCCUGGAGAGUGCUGAGGAGGAGGAGGCUGAGGAGGAUGAAGUGGUGGAAGAGAAGCGAAGCAAGGGCUCUCGAGAGCCCAAAUCGAAGCUGGAAGCUGAAGAGACAAAGCGGAAGAAGGGCCGAGCUGCGCGGAACGCGGUGUGCUUUCGAUAUCUGGAGGGCACCUGCAAGUUCGACGACUGCAAGUUCGGGCACGUGAACCCGCAGAAGCUCACCUCGGAGGAGCGGGCGCAGGUCUUGCAGGAGCUGCCGCUGCGGAAGUACAGCAAGAAGCUGUCCGAGGCGAUCCGAGCUUUGAACAUCCCCCGCUGUAAGGACUUCCAUCAGCGCGGGGGAUGCAAGCGGCCAACGGGUAAGUGCCACUUCUGGCAUCUCACGGACGCGACGGUGGCCAAGUGGGCGGGCUUCGACUUUUGGUGCGCGGUUUGCAGUAAGGGCUUCACCUCCGAAGAUCAGAUGCUGGAGCACAAGGCCUCCAAGGUCCAUCAGAGCAACAAGCGCGGGCGCGGCGAGUUCGAGCCAUCCGCUUCUUUCCGUGGCUCGCGCGGGAGCGGCCGCGCGCAGUCCCGCGGCCGUGGCCGGGGUGGAAGCGGGCGUGGGCGUGGCUGUGAGGAGGACGAGGAAGAAGCGGUGCCCUUGCGAGGACGCGGCAGGGGCCGGACCUGAGACGAACUUCAACGGCUAGGACAUUUUGGCGGAGCAGAUGCGUUUGGCUUCAAGGAGCUUGCAGAAGGUGGGCACGCCCAAGCGACGGCUAGUGACGGCCAAGUGACCAGAGUUGGAGUCUUCACACGGCUCAUGCCGUGUCCAACUGGAUCCGUUUGAAGCAGCCAGCCCCUUGGAAGCAGUCGUUGCAGUGAGCUCUGCCCAGGGAG